ACAUUGACUUGAGUUGACGUUAUUCUACAAAUCACUGAUUACGAUUAACUAAAAACAAUAUACGUAUCUAGUCUGUGUAAUUGACUUGUCUUGAAAGUUCGAACUCGUUCUUAUUACGACCAAAAAGCAAUAUGAAUUGUAUGAAAUAGUUUCUUACUUACUUUCUGCAAUAAACUAAUUGGAUUGGUUGUAAUUAUAACCACAAAUCUUAUUCAUAUGAGUAAAUCAAUAAAUUUUUGACAACACACAAUGGAUCCGUUUAUUAUUGCAGCAAUUAUUAGUGCUGUAGUUAUUAUAAUCCUGUCAAUUGCCUUUUUACGAGUGUCACAAGUAAACACAAAACCUGCUACGAGACCGAGAGCAGUAGCCCAAAGAGAUGGUGGUCCUGGCAGAGUUCAGGCCGUCAGAAACCAACGUGCCAGAAUGAGAGCAAAUGCUGCCAGACAUGCUGCACCUCUUGAAGAGGAUGCCAAUAUUGCUGAUGAUAUGGAUGAAGAAGGCAUACCAGAGAGCCCAGCUGUUGAAUUUGAUGAUAAAAUGGGUGCAAAGAAACGUGCCAAAAUGGAAGCUAAACUGGAAAAGAAAAAGGCAAGAGAAGCUGAAGAGAAGAUGAGAGAAAUGAAAAAGAAGAAAGACCAGGAGCUAGAAGAAGAACGCAAGAAGUUGGAAGAAAAGAAAGAGGAAGAAGAACGCAAAGCAGAAGAAGCUGAAAGGAAAGCUGAAGAAGAGAGAAAGAAGAAGGAACAAGAAGAAUAUGAAGCUAUGAAAGCUGCAUUUAGUAUUGAAGGUGAGGGAUAUGACGAAAAUGAUGAGGAAGAUGCAGCUAAUCGUCUUAGAGACUUUAUUGAAUAUAUCAAGGCUCAAAAGGUUGUUUUACUGGAAGAUUUAGCAGCACACUUCAAACUCAAAACGCAAGCUACCAUCGAUAGAAUUACUGAUAUGCAAGCAUCAGGUGAAUUAACGGGCGUUAUUGACGACAGAGGAAAGUUCAUUUAUAUUGCCCAAGCCGAACUAGAAGCUGUGGCAAAAUUUAUUAAGCAAAGAGGGCGUGUAUCUAUUUCAGAGCUGGCAGAUUGUAGUAAUCAAUUGAUAAAUCUUAAUCCUGUCCCUGUUGUAACAUAAAAUUUGUUAAAUUAUUUGCAUUAUUUACUCUUAACACAUAUUAAUAUAUUUAUAUGAAAGUUUUUACAAAUGUUAUAAAAUGUAUUAUAUACAGAUAUAAUAAAUAAUAAUAAAGUUAGAAUACAUAUUCAAAAUUAUUUCAGGAUAAUUAAGAAUAAUAAGAAACACUCACUUUGUUACCCAACAUAAGAUAUUUAUACAAAAAAAAAA
This is a messenger RNA of Zerene cesonia (dogface butterfly), 1332 nucleotides long. It is a transcript of the gene Ddrgk1, whose product is annotated as DDRGK domain-containing protein 1. The coding region runs from base 250 to 1122 and encodes 290 amino acids. The transcript is spliced from 6 exons. Lineage: Eukaryota; Metazoa; Arthropoda; Insecta; Lepidoptera; Pieridae. The record is from RefSeq and is a predicted model, not a curated record.